GGGAUGCGGUGAAGGGCGAGCGGCGCGGCGGCUGCGAUGAGUGCCUCUGCGGCCACCGGGGUCUUCGUGCUGUCCCUCUCGGCCAUCCCGGUCACCUAUGUCUUCAACCACCUGGCGGCCCAGCAUGAGUGAGUGAGCCGGCGCGGCGGGGGUCGCGCCGAGGGGCGGCGGGAGUUGGCUCGCCGCGACGGGAGCCUCGCAACUUUUCCGAGGGGGCUGGGACCGUCCGCCGCGGGACAGAGUUCCUGGACUAUUGUAGGGGUUGCUGCCCUCAUCCUGUUCCUGGUAGCACUGCUGGCUCGUGUCCUCGUCAAAAGAAAACCACCCCGGGACCCACUGUUCUAUGUGUAUGCAGUUUUUGGAUUUACCAGCGUGGUGAACCUCAUCAUAGGACUGGAGCAAGAUGGAAUCAUUGACGGGUUCAUGACACACUACUUGAGAGAGGGUGAACCGUAUCUGAACACCGCAUAUGGGCACAUGAUCUGCUACUGGGAUGGCUCUGCUCAUUAUCUGAUGUACCUGGUGAUGGUGGCAGCCAUAGCAUGGGAGUAAGUCAGUUCACCUGGUGUGUGCCUUUGCCACCUUAGCAACCGAUAAGCGGGGAAACUUAUAGAACCAUUGGCCUAUAUUGGGUUGGAUCUAUUAUUAUGAGUGUUGUUGUUUUUGUGCCAGGAAACAUUGUAGGGAAGUAUGGAACACGAAUUUGCCCUGCUUUUUUCUUAAGCAUACCAUAUACUUGUCUUCCUGUCUGGGCUGGUUUCAGAAUCUAUAAUCAGCCAUCAGAAAAUUAUAAUUACCCCUCAAAGGUUAUUCAAGAAGCCCAAGCGAAAGACCUGCUGAGAAGACCAUUUGAUUUAAUGUUGGUUGUGUGUCUCCUCCUGGCAACUGGAUUUUGCCUGUUCAGAGGUUUGAUUGCUUUGGAUUGCCCAUCUGAGCUCUGCCGAUUAUAUACGCAAUUUCAAGAGCCCUAUCUAAAGGAUCCUGCUGCUUAUCCUAAAAUUCAGAUGCUGGCAUAUAUGUUCUAUUCUGUUCCUUACUUUGUGACUGCACUGUAUGGCUUAGUGGUUCCUGGAUGUUCCUGGAUGCCUGACAUCACAUUGAUACAUGCUGGAGGUCUGGCUCAGGCUCAGUUUUCUCACAUUGGUGCAUCUCUUCAUGCUAGAACUGCUUAUGUCUACAGAGUCCCUGAAGAAGCAAAAAUCCUUUUUUUAGCAUUAAACAUAGCAUAUGGAGUUCUUCCUCAGCUCUUGGCCUAUCGUUGUAUCUACAAACCAGAGUUCUUCAUAAAAACAAAGGCAGAAGAAAAAGUGGAAUAAAAAUAUUACUUCAUGUUCCUCCUUUCUAAAUUACUAACUUUUGUUAUACUGGUACUGAUAUUUUGUCCCAUUUCACUCUCUUCUCAUACGUGAGUACUUAAGAAUAUGUACAUUCUUGCUCUGCACUGUAUGUGUGAGCUAUAUGGUAUUGUGUAAAUUUUUUUUGAAGGAAAAUGGAAAUUCUUGAGAAACAGUUUGUUUAAAGAAAUAUAUUCAAAAUCAUUUGUGAAUAAACUUGAUCAUCCAUCUCAAUAUUGUUUGACAUAUAAAAUAAUUAUAAGUGUAAAAAAUUACAAUUUAGUGCCAACAGUAGUGAGCAUGAAAUGAAACUAUUCAAAAGAGAAUAUGGCCUGUGCAUAUUAAAAAAUUCAAAACAGUGAAUGCAGACUGGAGGAGUAACUUUUGCAAAUAAGAUGAAUAUGCUUCAUUAUUAAACUCAAUAUAAAAGGCAAAUCAUCAGAAUAUUUUUAAAUGUUGUUUGAAAAAUGUUUUCCCAAGGAAAGUUUAUUAUUUGCUGCUGUUUCAAGAAAAUUACUUUUACUAAAUUUUUUUGUGUGAAUUUAAACAGCUAAAUAGGGAUCAGUAACUUUAUCUCUAUCCUUAAUGAACAUUUGUUUUAUUGGUGGCUGGAAAUAUUUCUAUUGUAUUUCUGUGUAUAUUUUUAAUAAAAUUAUUUUUGGCCUCUUAUAAAGACAAAUCUUAUUAAAUUUGAAACAUUUCAUAUAUACACAUAAAA
Messenger RNA from Homo sapiens (human), 2052 nucleotides. RefSeq names its product transmembrane 6 superfamily member 1 (gene TM6SF1). The transcript has 10 exons. The coding region runs from base 648 to 1316 and encodes 222 amino acids. Gene Ontology annotation, cellular component: lysosomal membrane. NCBI's taxonomy places the organism in Eukaryota, Metazoa, Chordata, Mammalia, Primates, Hominidae. The record is from RefSeq and is marked validated.